GAAAGAGAAAGGAAUGGCAGCGCGGCGCCCGGCGUCAGUCAGUACUCAACAGCCAUGUGGACAGCACUGGUCAUCGCGGCGCUGGCGCUAGCCAAUGGUGCCCAUGGGUACAACGUCGACGUGGUGGUGCCAGCCAGCCCGGCGUACGGCUCCACGGUCAACCUGGAGGCCAACUACCAGAUGGGCCCAGGCGAAUACAUCCAGGACAUGACGUGGACCAAGGACGGACAAGUCUUUAUGACAUACAGCCAGAGGCCCGACAAUGUCUUCUCCUGGAGGACUCUCCGAGGCGUUGAUAUCAACCGCGACGCCUCGUCGCCGUCCCUGGUCGUGCUGAAUAACGUGGAUGACUCCGCGUCUGGCUCGUACGGAGUCAGCAUGAUCAUCGCUUCGGGAUCGGUCGGGAGCAUCAGCACCAGCACCUACAACUACGCGCAGGAUAUGCUCGUUGGAGGCGGCAACGCACUCGGCGAGCGCUUCAACAGCCGACGUCCCGGCGGCGGCAGCGUCGGCGGCACCACCACCACCAUCGUGCAGCACAGCUCGAGUGCCGGCAGCGGCCCGGCUGUCGACCCGCUGGGGAGCCGGUUCGGUGGCGGCGCCGCGGCGGCCCCUGCGGCUCCGGCCGCGGCCGCCGUACCGGCCGCCGGCCUGGCCAACGCCAUCGAACAGCUGCAAAACGCGCAGAACAAGCUGGCCAACGCGCUGAACGCCGCGCUCGGCUGAGGGGCUUCGCUUGUCCGAGCGCUCGGCGGAGGGGCUUCGCCAGUCCAGGCGCUCGGCGGAGGGGCUUCGCCAGUCCAGGCGUUCGGCGGAGGGGCUUCGUCAAUCCGGGCGCUCGGCGGAAGCGGAAGCUGGGAGGGCGUCUGGAGGCCGCUGCCGACAGGUGCUAUUGUCGGCGGUGUGUCGUCACCGCUUAGAUUGGAAAAGCAGGCUGACAAUCUUACCCCAGUCACAGCGCAGGGCUUCUAAAAAGCGCUUUGUGUUAGUGAACGCUGAUUAAUGCGCCUAGAAAACAUUUUAAUGCCACGCAUUACACGCGGUGUCAUUGUGUUGUUCCACCGAAGGACGAUCGGUUGACGAUCGGUUCACUUAUGGCGGUCUGAAGCGAGUUGCUUUAGGACAUUUUGAUUUAGGCGCACUGUUAUUGAACGAGAAAUAAAUGAACCGUACCGUUGUCA
Molecule: messenger RNA, 1181 nt
Organism: Pollicipes pollicipes
Lineage: Eukaryota; Metazoa; Arthropoda; Thecostraca; Pollicipedomorpha; Pollicipedidae
Exons: 4
Coding region: 55-726 (223 amino acids)
Source: RefSeq, a predicted model, not a curated record